AAAAAAUCGACGUAAGGGAGCCGAGCAUCUCAGCGAAGAGGACGUUCACAUACGGAGGACAUAACAUUUCCGCGGCAGUUUGUGGUACGGAUUUGAAUAUUUUCAUCCUCAUUUAAGAGUCGGAAUGACAGACGCAGUGACACAGCACUAUGGAAGGAUUGGUUUCCAAGCUUAGCCGCAGCCUGAGCCGAGCUGCCCCUAUACUCAUUCGCAGUGUCCACUCUGGCACACGCACUGCCUCCACCGCUGCCUCCAAACUGACGGCUGAACGCCCCCUCACUUCAGAGGAGGUCUAUGCUCGCGAGGACAAGUAUGGAGCACACAACUACCAUCCACUCCCCGUGGCCCUGGAGAAAGGAGAGGGCCUCUAUAUGUGGGAUGUGGAAGGCAACAGAUACUAUGACUUCUUGAGUGCCUACAGUGCAGUUAAUCAGGGGCACUGCCACCCCAAAAUCAUUGCUGCCCUCACUGCCCAAGCAUCCAAACUCACCCUGACUUCCAGAGCUUUCUACAAUGAUGUUUUGGGAGCCUAUGAGGAAUUCAUCACGACUAUGUUUGGCUAUGACAAAGUAUUGCCCAUGAACACAGGAGUUGAGGGUGGUGAGACAGCAUGUAAACUAGCCCGUAAGUGGGCUUAUAAUGUAAAAGGUGUACCAAAGAACCAGGCCAAAAUCAUUUUUGCAGAUGGUAAUUUCUGGGGCCGCACCAUGGCAGCCAUCUCCAGCUCUACUGACCCCAGCAGUUAUGAGGGAUUUGGUCCCUACAUGCCAGGCUUUGAGCUUGUCCCAUACAAUGACAUUUCUGCACUAGAGAAAGCCCUUCAAGACCCAAACGUUGCAGCCUUCAUGGUGGAACCCAUUCAGGGGGAGGCUGGGGUGGUGGUGCCAGACCAAGGCUACCUGACCAAAGUCAGAGAACUUUGCACCAAACACAAUGUGUUGUGGAUUGCUGACGAGGUGCAGACGGGGUUGGCUCGUACUGGCAAGCGACUGGCUGUCGACCAUGAGGAAGUUCGUCCCGAUAUGGUGAUUUUGGGAAAGGCUCUAUCCGGUGGAAUCUACCCUGUGUCUGCUGUGCUGUGUGAUGAUGAGGUGAUGCUGACUAUCAAGCCGGGAGAACACGGCUCCACAUAUGGCGGCAACCCCCUGGCCUGCCGCGUUGCCAUCGCUGCACUGGAGGUGAUGGAGGAUGAGAAUCUGGCGGAGAAUGCAGAGAGGAUGGGAAAGCUGUUUCGGGAUGAGCUGAGGAAGUUGCCCAAAGACAUUGUCACCUUAGUCAGGGGGAAGGGCCUGCUCAAUGCCAUUGUGAUCAAGGAGACCAAAGACUAUGACGCCUGGAAAGUUUGCUUGCGUCUUCGUGACAAUGGAUUGCUGGCCAAACCCACCCAUGGAGACAUCAUCCGCCUGGCUCCUCCUCUGAUCAUCAAUGAGCAAGAGGUGCAAGAGUGUGCUGACAUCAUCCGGCAAACCAUCAUGUCCUUCUAAAAUGACCCAUCCAGCUGUUUGCUCUGAUACUCCAUGGCACCCUAUGAACUGCUGUCAGAAAGUCACUCAAAACCUUUAAUAAUUGGUCCUUAUUUUAAAUUAAUUAUUCCUCCGAGUUCUCUGUGGAAAUAUAUUAAGUUUAUAUGUGGUGGAUACUUUUCAGAGGCUACUCUAACACUGUGUUUUCCCCCAGCUCUGCAUUAUUUUAGAAGUAGUGCAGUUAUUGUCAUUUCAAAUUCUUUUACUUUUUUUUCCUGAAUUUUGUUGACAAUUGAAAUGGUUAAGUUGAACUGUCUGAAAAGACUGGACAAGGAGUUUGUUACACAUUUCAGUUAUUUAACCUAAGUUAUAUGAAAUAGGUCAAUUUUGUAGUUUUAUAAACUGCUGAAUUUUAAAUUACCAGUAACAAUUUACAUUAACCACAUUAUAUUAAACAUUCAUUACACAGCUAUAGACAGUUUGUAGUUAUGCCGUAACUGAUCCAGUAUGUGUCAUAAAGGUCUUAUUCAAUAUAUGUUAUGACUCCACCUCGCAGGCCGAUAAGUCUCGUGUUAGGCCCACUGACUGGUUUCUUACUUCCACUGAUGUCUUCUGUCGCUGUAUGCAUGAUGAUUACACCAUACCACAUCUGGAGAGCUGGAUACUAAGUCAAAAUGAGAGGUAGGCCUAGCAUAAGACUUAUCAGCCUGCGAGGUGGAAUCAUAACACAUGAAUAAAACCUUCAUGAGUCAUACCGGAUCAGUUAUUGCAUAUCUACACACUGUCUAUAGCUGUGCAAUGAAUGUGUAGUGUAAUGUGGUUAAUGCAAAUCAUUACCUUUAUUGAUUUGGUGGUUUUAAAUGAAACAUUUUCACUCUCAAAAGGGACCCGUGAUCUUGUAACAUACAGUUCUGUUACAAAGGCUUUAUUUUAAAGCUCCAGAAGUAUAGCUAAACCUUCUUAACUUUUUUUUUAAACACAAAAAACACUUGUGUAACCUAAAAAUGGUAGUUAAGACCUCAUGUUGCUGUAAAAUCCUCACUGCUGUGCUUUCAACUAGAUGGAAAUAGUCUUCCUACCGUACUACUACUGCCGGCAACCUCUGAAAUUCAUGUACUGUAAGGUAUGAAGCUUUAAAUGCAAUCUGGAUAAUUGGGUGUGUAUACACUGAAAGCCUUGAAAUGUAUUAAAUAUUAAGUUAAAUUCCAGGCCUUGAAAAAAUUGGCAUGAAAUAUGAAUUUGGCAUGCAAUAUGAAUAAGCCUUUCAGUUCUAGUACAUGAGAAACCACACAUUUUAUGUAUUAUGGACCCAUUUGUUGUUUCGCAUAUUGUGAAAUUAUCAGAACUUCUGGGAGAUGUUACCCCUGAUUGUAAAGCGAAGCCCUGAAUCAUAGGGUCAAAUCCAUCUUGGAUUUUUCGAGGCAGACGCAUGGACAGCUAUCUAAAGCCUUGUUGGAUCUUGACAGUAUCUGACCGGAUGUUGUCUAAACAUUGUUCAAACUUCCUGUUAAACAUUGAACAGUCACUGCUUGUGAGUCACUGUCGUACACUAUUGUGUAUUGUACUGAUUGUAUAGCUCUUCGGGGACUACCUUGUGAAUGUGGGCUAGACUCGACUGAUUGUUUAUGUACAAGCAACCUUAUAUUAAACUUGUUACAGUUCAUCUUUGGUGACAUAAAA
Messenger RNA from Lampris incognitus (smalleye Pacific opah), 3143 nucleotides. It is a transcript of the gene oat, whose product is annotated as ornithine aminotransferase. NCBI's taxonomy places the organism in Eukaryota, Metazoa, Chordata, Actinopteri, Lampriformes, Lampridae. Gene Ontology annotation, cellular component: cytoplasm. The coding region runs from base 150 to 1484 and encodes 444 amino acids. The transcript is spliced from 10 exons. The record is from RefSeq and is a predicted model, not a curated record. Gene Ontology annotation, molecular function: identical protein binding; pyridoxal phosphate binding; L-ornithine transaminase activity.